AUGGGCACUCAUGCAUACAUCGAUCCGGAUUUCCUUGCAACGGGAGAGCUUAUCCCAAAGUCUGACAUUUAUUCUUUUGGGAUUUUAUUGUUGUGCUUAUUGACUGGUAAAUCAGCCUUAGGGAUAUCAAAGGAAGUAAAAUAUGCUGUGGAUAAUGGUGAUCUCAAUGCCUUAUUGGACCCUUCAGCUGGGAACUGGCCUUUUGUCCAGGCUGAGCAGCUCGCUCAAUUAGCUUUGAGGUGCUGCGAUAUGAACCAAAGAAAUCGCCCUGACCUCGAAUCAGAUAUCUGGAGGGUUCUAGUACCUAUGAAAGCUUCAUGUCAACACUCAACAGUUAUCUACAUUACUUCUGCCUUCUGAUGACCAAGCACCAUAUUAUUUCAUAUGCCCUAUUUUUCAGG
Messenger RNA from Amaranthus tricolor (Joseph's coat), 401 nucleotides. Its product is annotated as U-box domain-containing protein 33-like. NCBI's taxonomy places the organism in Eukaryota, Viridiplantae, Streptophyta, Magnoliopsida, Caryophyllales, Amaranthaceae. The record is from RefSeq and is a predicted model, not a curated record. The transcript has a single exon. Gene Ontology annotation, molecular function: protein kinase activity; ATP binding. The coding region runs from base 1 to 360 and encodes 119 amino acids. Gene Ontology annotation, biological process: protein phosphorylation.